This is a messenger RNA of Falco peregrinus (peregrine falcon), 2201 nucleotides long. RefSeq names its product growth factor receptor bound protein 14 (gene GRB14). Gene Ontology annotation, cellular component: plasma membrane; cytoplasm. Bases 173 to 1651 code for a protein of 492 amino acids. Lineage: Eukaryota; Metazoa; Chordata; Aves; Falconiformes; Falconidae. The transcript is spliced from 14 exons. Gene Ontology annotation, biological process: insulin receptor signaling pathway; negative regulation of insulin receptor signaling pathway. The record is from RefSeq and is a predicted model, not a curated record.
GCUGCCCCUGGGCGCCCCGCCUGCUGCCCCCGGGCUGCUCUUAAAGGCGCUGGUCUCUGCUCUUGGGGCAAGAAGCCGUGAGCUGGGUUUCUCAGGAAGCGUCUGAACAGUUUCGGUAGACCCAGGUUAACAAAAUCUGAAAAUACUGCAUUACAGGGCUUUUCACUCCUUGAUGCUAAAUGCUACUUUAAAGGAACGUUCGGUGAGGAUUUCCAGGAGAAAAAAGAAAGACGACAACAUUUUGGAGAUCCCAUCAAUUCCAAAUCCUUUCCCCGAGCUGUGUUGCUCUCCAUUUGCAUCAGUUUUGUCAGCCAGUCUGUUGCCCAAGGCAACUUCAAGAAAAAAGCAGCUUUUUUAUUUAUUGCAGGUAAUUAAAGUGUAUAGUGAAGAUGAUAGUAGCAGAGCUUUGGAAGUACCAAGUGAUAUAACAGCCAGGGAUGUAUGUCAGCUGUUGAUACUGAAGAACCACUAUAUUGAUGACCACAGCUGGACUCUGUUUGAACAACUUACCCACACAGGUUUAGGAAGAGCUAUAGAGGAUCACGAAUUAGUGAUGGAAGUCCAGUCAAACUGGGCAAUGGAAGAGGAAAACAAACUGUAUUUUAGAAAAAACUAUGCCAAGUAUGAGUUUUUUAAAAGUCCACUGAGCUUUUUUCCAGAUCAUAUGAUAUCUUUUCCAAGUGAGACCAAUGCAGCUGUAAGCCACUCUGGGAUAUUGCAGAUGUUCCUAAGCUCCAGCACGUAUCCUGAGAUUCAUGGUUAUUUGCAUGCAAAGGAGCAGGGAAAAAAAUCGUGGAAAAAAUUGUACUUUAUUUUGAGAAGAUCUGGCCUUUAUUUUUCCACUAAAGGUACAUCUAAGGAGCCAAGGCAUCUGCAGUUUUUCUGUGAAUUCAGCAAUAGUGAUAUGUACAUGUCUCUGACAGGCAAAAAGAUUUCUGGAGCACCGACAAACUAUGGAUUCAGCUUUAAGCCUAACAAAUCAGGAGGAACCAGAGACCUGAAACAGCUCUGUGCAGAUGAUGAGCAAAGUAGGACCUGUUGGAUGACAGCAAUUAGGUUGCUUAAGUAUGGGAUGCAGCUGUAUCAGAAUUACAUGCAACCAUAUCAAGGUAGAAGUGGCUGCAGCCCUUUGAAUGUAACACCUAUGAGAAGCAUUUCAGAAAAUUCUUUAGUAGCAAUGGAUUUCUCAGGAAACAGAAGCAGAAUUAUAGAAAAUCCAACAGAAGUCCUUUCAGUUGCAGUUGAAGAAGGAUUAGCAUGGCGGAGGAGAGGGUGUCUACGACUCAACUCACAUGGUAGUCCUAUUGCAAUAUCUAACAUGGCUAUACACAGAUCUCAGUCAUGGUUUCAUCAUAAAAUCUCUAGAGAAGAGGCUCAGAGACUUAUUUUGCAGCAUGGACUUGUAGAUGGGGUAUUCCUGGUACGUGAUAGCCAAAGUAACCCCAAAACAUUUGUAUUGUCACUGAGUCAUGGAUUAAAAAUAAAGCAUUUUCAAAUUGUACCAUUGGAAGAUGACGGGAAGCUAUUCUAUACCCUUGAUGAUGGUCAUACCAGAUUUACUGAUCUCAUCCAGCUAGUGGAAUUCUACCAACUUAAUAAAGGAGUAUUGCCUUGCAAGUUAAAACACUAUUGCGCACGAAUUGCUCUUUAACCAAAGCAUCUGUUGUUUCAUCAGAGGGAAGAGAAGAUGUUAGAAUACUUUUUCCCCUAAAGGCAAUUUGUGUAGUAAGAAGGGAAAUAACAAUACAUUGUAAAGAUUUUAUGUUUAGGCUGAAAAAAUAUAAUUAUAUUCUAUAUAGAUAAGAACUUUGCUUUGUGAUUGUCACAGCAAAAUUAACUCUAUGGUUUUAAAAAACCUUUCCUAUGUAAUUCUUUAGUGUUGUCUUGGACUUCUUUGGUUUCUUUUCUUUCAACUUAAAACAAUUUAGAAAAAAUACUGUGUAACUUCUACAAAAAUAUAACUGAGGGAAAGAUCUUUGUUCUUAGGUUUAAAAUUAACUUUUUGUCCCUUCAAAUGUUUCUCAUAAUUUCUAUGAAUCACAUAGAAGGAUAACUAUAACUGUGGUGAGGAUAAGAAGCUGAACUGCAUAUUUUAUUUGUAAAUAAAAUGAGUAAAUAUUUUGCACUAUAUUUUUGAAUGCUACUUUGAGGAUUAUCACAUACAAAAAGUGAAAAAUCCAUUAAAACUACUUAUCACUGAU